AUGCCUCCUUGCUCAAAAUUCACUCAGCCAUCCCUCUCAUUGCGCGCUGCCUCACUCGUCUUUUCGCGCUCCAUCACGCUCCCGUGCCGCAAGAUGACAGGCGGACCCUCGACAUACGACGCGCCCGUACACAUCGCCGUGAUAGGCGGCACGGGCAUCCAGUCCCUCCCCGGCUUCACCCUCGCUGCAACGCUGCAAAUUGACACGCCAUGGGGCGAGCCCUCGUCGCCCAUUUCCAUCCUCCACCACCCCUCGCCCACCACCGGCAAGCCUAUCCCCAUCGCCUUCCUCGCGCGCCACGGCCUGCACCACGAGCUGGCACCACAUGAAGUCAAGAACCAGGCCAACAUUGCGGCAUUAAGACACAUUGGCGUGCGGACCAUCAUCGCCUUCUCGGCCGUGGGCUCGCUGCAGGAGGAAAUACGGCCGCGCGACUUCGUGGUGCCGGACCAGAUUAUCGACCGCACGAAGGGCAUCCGGCCCUUUACCUUCUUCGAGGGUGGCAUGGUGGGGCACGUUGGUUUCGGCGAUCCGUUCGAUAACAGCUUGGCCAAGAUUGUGCGCCGCUGCGGGCACGCGCUUGAGGGCGAGGGUGUGCGGCUCCAUGACACGGGCCUGCUGGUCUGCAUGGAAGGGCCGCAGUUCUCAACGCGCGCAGAGUCAAACCUCUACCGCUCGUGGGGCGGAUCAGUCAUCAACAUGUCUGCACUGCCCGAGGCCAAGCUCGCCCGUGAAGCAGAGAUAGGAUACCAGAUGAUUUGCAUGGCCACCGACUACGACUGCUGGCGCGGUGGACCGGACGAGGAUGUCAACGUGGAGAUGGUCAUGGGCCACAUGAAAGCCAAUUCCGAGAAUGCCCGGCGAUUUGUGGGCGCAGUCCUGGAUGAACUCAGCAAAGAGGAACAUGGCGAGCAAGUGCUGGCAAAGCAUCUGGAAGGACAGAUGAAGUUUGCAGGCGCCAUCACCCACAAGCACGCGCGAGGCGAGGCUGAGCAAAAGCUGCAGUGGCUGUUCCCGGGCUACUUUGACUAG
This is a messenger RNA of Trematosphaeria pertusa, 1032 nucleotides long. RefSeq names its product S-methyl-5'-thioadenosine phosphorylase. Gene Ontology annotation, biological process: nucleoside metabolic process. Gene Ontology annotation, cellular component: cytosol. Lineage: Eukaryota; Fungi; Ascomycota; Dothideomycetes; Pleosporales; Trematosphaeriaceae. The record is from RefSeq and is a predicted model, not a curated record. The transcript is spliced from 2 exons. The coding region runs from base 1 to 1032 and encodes 343 amino acids. Gene Ontology annotation, molecular function: S-methyl-5-thioadenosine phosphorylase activity.